AAAAAUAAUAAUGGUGAUGGUGGGCCGUUCUAUAAACUUCAAUCAUUAAUCAUAGCACACAAAAUUCCAAACUUGAGAAAUAUAAUCAGUGGGCUAAACUCUAAAGUCUCUCUACCUUUCUCCAUCUCCUUCUUCUUCUUCUAUCAGAUUCUUUCUUUCCUAUUACCUUUGCCUUCUUCUUCUUCCUUUCCUCUUUCUCUAUCUUCCUCUCAAUUCUUUUACUGUUUAUUUUCUUUGUAAUCAACAACAGUUUAACUCUUCUUCUUCUUUUCUUUAUCAAGAACAGUAGUUUCUCAAUUCUUGAUUAUGAUACUAAGCAAGAGACCUCAUCUAAUGAUCCGUAAAUUGUCUGAGAUGUUGGUUCCAAGAAGCAGAUCUGCUGCUAUUAAACCGGAGGAGUACACGGCCAGUCCGAGAAGUCCGUUGGAUUUGAACUUCCCCUCCCCGGUUCACUCGAAGCGGUUCGGUUCUGGUGGUGUCGGUUUGGGUAUUGUUGCUGCGUUGGAGGAAACUAGCAACGGGAUUAACCGGCAUGAUCCGGUUCGUUACUCCGGGAGAUUCAGGUGCCCGGAGAUUGAUCUGUCGGAUGAGGAAUACACUUAUGUUACGAGCCCAAACGGGCCGACCAAAGUGUAUUACAACGACGACGGGUUUGAAUUGUCUGAAAAUGAUUAUCGGAGAGUUCAUAAACCGAUGGUUACCGUCGAUGAACCACCGGUUAUUGAAAGACAGAGUGUUAGGGGUCCAACAGAGUUUCUGAGUUCGUGUUGCUUGUGUAAGAAGAAACUUCAAGGCAAAGACAUAUACAUGUACAAAGGAGAGAUGGGAUUUUGUAGUGCCGAAUGCAGAUCAGUGCAAAUAAUGAAUGACGAACGACAAGAGCAAUGUAAAACGCAAGUUUCAAGAAACGCCGACGUUUUGAGCUCUCCUUACGCCGCCGGACAGAGAUUAUCUGCCGGAGUAUUCGUAUUUUAGGAUGAUCACAAUUCACAAUAAUACGAAGAGAAGUAUAUUUUAUUUAUAUAUAAAAAAAAAAGUGAUCAUCAUUCCAUUUUACCUUAAUAGAAGAAAAAAGGUUAGAAAAUAACAAAAAAAAAAAAAGUGAAAUUUUUGGUUAGGUUAAAAAGCACAUUGUAUAGAAGUUUGCUUUUUGUUAACUUUUAAUACCGAGUAAUGUUUAUGGCUUUUCCUCGGAAUCACAUAAAUCAAUAAUCAUUUCGUGAAAUAGCUUUGUAGAACAAGUAUGUAUGUAUAUAUGCCAAUUUCUCAAUUCCCUGUAUCCAAAACAUUGAAUCAAUCAAUUGAAAAUGUAAGAUUGUGCAAUACACAUGUCUUUUUUUGUUUUUUCCACAAGUCUAAAACUUUGUGGCUAGAAGACUUGUUUGAAUAUGUUUA
Arabidopsis thaliana (thale cress) is the source of this 1395-nucleotide messenger RNA. RefSeq names its product cyclin-dependent kinase, putative (DUF581). The coding region runs from base 307 to 975 and encodes 222 amino acids. The transcript is spliced from 2 exons. The record is from RefSeq and is marked reviewed. NCBI's taxonomy places the organism in Eukaryota, Viridiplantae, Streptophyta, Magnoliopsida, Brassicales, Brassicaceae. Gene Ontology annotation, cellular component: nucleus; cytoplasm.